This is a messenger RNA of Penicillium angulare, 648 nucleotides long. RefSeq lists its product as uncharacterized. Lineage: Eukaryota; Fungi; Ascomycota; Eurotiomycetes; Eurotiales; Aspergillaceae. Bases 1 to 648 code for a protein of 215 amino acids. The record is from RefSeq and is a predicted model, not a curated record. The transcript has 6 exons.
AUGGACACAUCAAAAGUUUUGGAUACAGCAACGCUCGUAGACCAAGCAACACUUUCGGACACAGAAUCAAUCGAGGACACAUUGUCAGUCUCUGAUACAGCAUCAGUCUCGGACAUAGUCUCAGUCACUGAAAAUGUCAUGGAACUGUUAGAACUGGCAACCGAUUGGCCCUUUUACAAAGAAGUCUUUCGACUGUUCACUUCUCAGUGGAAACACCCCGGUACAACAGCUAAAUUAAAGCGUAUCUAUGUUAUAAAGAAUCGCAAAGACCCAAAACUUCAACUUCGGUUUCAUGGAACACGGCGCGCCUGUACUAUCGGAAGUGGUUCUCUAGAUCCAUGUGACAAGCCAGAGUGUAAUCUCUGCAACAUUUUGAAGGAGGGAUUUUUACUUGAACGGGCCAAAGCCAGUCGAUAUGCGAAGAACUUGAAGGGCCACGUUUCAUCCGACGAAUAUGUCCUGAUCCUCUGCGGUGUUGACCCUGGUCAAUCUAAAGACAUGGCAACCGCCGGGGAUCCAGGAGAAUGUGAUACGGCAGAGGGCUUGACUUUUGCUAAGGGGGGCCAGCUUCAUUAUCAAGAAACUUUUGUCCGUUGCUCAUCACGGAUUACGCCACUCGGUCUUGUGGUGUAUUCGCGGACUCCUUAG